AUGAAGUUCUUCAACGUUAUCCUCGCUGGCCUUGCUGCCACUGUUACUGCCCAGCACGCCGACAAGUACAACUAUGAGAGACUUGUGAAGAAUGACACUCUCCUGCUCAUCGUUGAUAUCCAGGAGGGUCUCUACCAGCUCACCCGCGACUUUGAUCCCACCCUCUACAAGCAGCAGGCUCUUGCCCACGCCGCCCUCGGCAAGGCCUUUGACCUGCCUGUUGUCAUGACCACCUCUGCCGAUACCGGCCCCAACGGUCCUCUCAUGAAGGAAAUGAUCAACAUGUACCCCAACGCCCCCCUCGUCCAGCGCCAGGGCGAGGUCGAUGCCUGGGACAGCGAGGAGUUCCGCAAUGUUGUCCGCAGCUACGGCAAGUCCCAGAUCGUCCUCGCUGGUAUCACCACCGACGUCUGCACCACCUUCCUCGCUCUCUCUCUCCGCGCUGAGGGUUACUCCGUCUGGGCCAACGCCGAGGCUUCCGGUACCAACUCUGCUCUUGUCCGUGACAUCUCCAACGACCGCAUGGCCCGCGCUGGUGUCCAGAUUGUCAGCCUGUUCUCCAUCGUCUGCGACCUCAUGCGCGACUGGCGCUCCGUCCCUGGUGCCAAGGAGAUGAUCCCUUGGCUUGACACCUACUACCCUGUCUGGGGCACUCUUGCUCGUGCUCAUGCUGCUGCCGUCUCCAACGGUACCAUCGUCCCCGGCGAGGACACCCUCAUCUAA
Messenger RNA from Clonostachys rhizophaga, 723 nucleotides. The record is from the annotation of a GenBank genome assembly. NCBI's taxonomy places the organism in Eukaryota, Fungi, Ascomycota, Sordariomycetes, Hypocreales, Bionectriaceae.